AUGUGCACAUUUUGCUACCAGAAUUUUACCUCCUUUGUGUGCAAGGACUGCUUCAACCAUGAAAAAUUCAUCAUGCGAGAUGACCGCCGAUUACUCAAGUAUGCCUACCGAUGGAAGGACAGCGGCUUGGAGGAACGUGAUAAUAUUGAGACCCAAUGA
Messenger RNA from Heterobasidion irregulare TC 32-1, 159 nucleotides. RefSeq lists its product as uncharacterized. NCBI's taxonomy places the organism in Eukaryota, Fungi, Basidiomycota, Agaricomycetes, Russulales, Bondarzewiaceae. Bases 1 to 159 code for a protein of 52 amino acids. The transcript is spliced from 2 exons. The record is from RefSeq and is a predicted model, not a curated record.